This is a messenger RNA of Prunus armeniaca (apricot), 363 nucleotides long. The record is from the annotation of a GenBank genome assembly. Lineage: Eukaryota; Viridiplantae; Streptophyta; Magnoliopsida; Rosales; Rosaceae.
AUGUUGGGGCUUGCUCUUGUGAAGCCGCUUCUUAGCUCUGUUGCUCAUCAGCCUGUUUCCGUUGCCAUUGAUGCUAGUGGUUCCGACUUUCAAUUCUCUUUAAGUGGUGUUUUUACUGGAGCUUGUGGAACAAGACCAGAUCAUGGUAUUGCUGCGGUUGGUUACGGCGUGAGUAAUGAUGGGACCAAGUAUUGGUUAGUGAAGAACUCAUGGGGUACAGAAUGGGGUGAAGAGUGGUACACAAGAAUGCAAAGAGAUGUUGAUGCAGCCGAAGGACAUUGUGGCAUAGCGAUGUCUGCGUCUUACCCCACUGCAAAAUUUCAGCAUCGCCUUAAAUCAAUUCCUACAACAUAUACCUUAUAG